Messenger RNA from Phodopus roborovskii (desert hamster), 552 nucleotides. RefSeq names its product counting factor 45-1-like. The record is from RefSeq and is a predicted model, not a curated record. The transcript is spliced from 2 exons. Bases 217 to 501 code for a protein of 94 amino acids. NCBI's taxonomy places the organism in Eukaryota, Metazoa, Chordata, Mammalia, Rodentia, Cricetidae.
AGAGCCAGGUACCAGUGGGUACAAUGCAGUCCUGAUAGCAUCUCUGUGUGGCAUAAGCGCAGAUGGAUCCAACAACAUCGACCCUCCAAUGACCAAUCCUGUUCUGGUGAGAAGAGUCCAAAUGAUUUCGUUUCUGUUUCUGAAGACUAUUCUGGAACAGGCUCCAACUCUGGCUCUGCCUCGGGUUUUCUUUCGGGCUCCUGCUCAGGCUCUGGCAUGGGCUUAAGUCCUCGUUCUGAUUCUCCCUCGGGCUCAGGAUCCGGUUCGGGAUCAGGCUCUGGCUCUGGUUCCGGAUCAGGCUCUGGCUCCGGCUCGGGUUCUGGAUCUGGCUCCGGCUCUGGCUCGGGUUCUGGAUCUGGCUCCGGCUCUGGCUCGGGUUCUGGAUCUGGAUCUGGAUCUGGCUCCGGUUCGGGUUCUGGAUCCGGCUCCGGCUCCGGCUCGGGUUCAGGAUCAGGCUCCGGCUCGGGUUCCGGCUCUGGCUCAGGCCCGGGCUCUGGCUAGGGUUCUGGUUCCGGCUCCGGCUCUGGCUCAGGAAGUGGCUUCCUAGGUGAC